AGAUGGCUUUUCAACAAUUAAUAGCAUUUGCACAGCAGAACAAAAUAGACUGUUUUAUAUUUCUGGCACGUCUUUACACAAUGGUUUCCUGUGUUCUUUUUGUGGUCCCUUUUUACGGAAUAGACAGUCAACCUGUAUUCUACCAGCGGGCGUUGUUAAGCAAUGCGUUGUCAUGCGCACUGCGGUUGCAUCAACGCAUGCCUGUUGUCGCCCUCAACCUAGAGUUUCUCUCGCGUGUUCUUCUAGAAGAUUCCGCACAUUACAUCAUCUACUCUUUGAUCUUUAUCGCAUCUUCAUCGCCAGUGACCUUAGUAGUGAUCCCUCUAUUCCUUCUGGCUCUGUUCAACAUCUCCUUUUUCAUCCAGAGGAAUAUUGGCAAUGCGAUUGGUGUGGCUCUUCUCAACUCACUGGUCUCGAAGGUGACAUCGAAUAGUCAGUCUAUCUUGAGGUUUAUUGCUCUAAAUGAAGUGCUCCUUUUUCCCGCCUUGAUCAUGAUGAUUUUCAGCGGAAAAGGCAGUAUGAUUACACCCUUCAUAUACUACAGGUUCCUCACAUUUCGCUACUGUUCGCAGCGCAACCCUUAUAGUCGGAUAGUGUUCCAGCAGCUGCGAAUAGGCGCAGAACAGAUGAUCGCUAAUCCCAUUUGUCCUGCUUUUGUCAGGACCAUAGUUCAGAAGGCCAUCCUUACCAUAUGUCGUUGGGCUCCUCCUCAAGUACCCACUCAGCCAUCUUCUCAAGCCGGAGCUGCAAGAUGAGAAAGAAGCUAAUGGCGGAAAUGAAAUUCCAACUGAUUCAAAAGUUAGGCAACCGCCGUUGAACUUUUUCGAACUCAUUUCCCAUUUGUCUGAGUUUGAUUUUUUUGAUGCGUAACCGUUAAUCAUCAAAAUAAAUGUAAUAGUGAUUGACCCUGAAUAAUGCUGGUAAAUGUUUUUCUUAAUUAAAACCCAGAAGGGCGAGUUUUUCAUUGUAUUUUUGAACUGUCAGUUAUUUAUUUGUCAAUAAAUUGCUGUGCAACUAUCCCUCUCCUCUUUUUGAGUUGUCUGCUUAUCUCAAAUUGUAUUCAUUUAAAUUCAAUUAUCAUACUGUAAAAUGCAAAUGAAUCAUAUCGUGGCUUAAUUGAUGAAUUAAUUUAAUGCCUGUUAUGCAAACUUAUGAAAUGCAUACUUAAGUCAUUUUUUUUAUAACUGAUGUCAAU
Messenger RNA from Symsagittifera roscoffensis, 1195 nucleotides. Its product is annotated as transmembrane protein 33-like. The transcript is spliced from 2 exons. The coding region runs from base 3 to 755 and encodes 250 amino acids. The record is from RefSeq and is a predicted model, not a curated record. Gene Ontology annotation, biological process: endoplasmic reticulum tubular network organization; membrane organization. Lineage: Eukaryota; Metazoa; Xenacoelomorpha; Acoela; Convolutidae. Gene Ontology annotation, cellular component: endoplasmic reticulum; membrane.